AUGCCGAAGCUACCUCACACCCUGGUCUGGCUGGUGGCUCUCCAGGCCGCUGCCAUUGCUCAGUUAUCUAAACAGACCGUUUUCACUUCAUCCUCUCAGUCGCCAGUCCGUCUAACCCUCAAUGACAUUGUUCCUUCUCUCGACCCAAUAUCUGGCCAGGUCAAAUGUUGCCCUGUGGGCACCGUUUUCGACGGCCGCGACUGUGCCUUGGGCCAACCUAUCUGCCCACCAGGGAGCAACCCACGAGGUGACCACUGCAUCUCAAUUAGUGACCCUAGCUGCCCCGAUGGAAGCAAUUGGCGUAAUGGCGCCUGUGAAACCGCUCAUCCGCCGAUAUGCCCUCCGCCCCUCGUUCCCCGUGGCAGUGUCUGCGUUCAUGAGGAGAGCCCUAGGUGUCCUUCCGGGUUCUAUCUCGAAGACAAUAUCUGUGUGGCGAAUGAGCGACCGUCUUGCCCCGACGGUGGCCAUUUCAACGGCCGAAGUUGCACCCAUCCCUCUCGACCUAGCUGUCCUCCGGGCUCUGAGCCCUGGAACAGUGUCUGCGCUAUCACCAAUGACCCUAAUUGUCCCACUGGCACCCGAUUCAACUCGAUCACUCGCAAGUGUAUUUCCACCGAGAGACCGCAGUGCCCAGAGGACAGUACCCUAGACGGGAACAACUGUGUUUCCAAUGACCCUCCUAACUGCCCCAAUGGGUCUAAAUACAACAGAUUAACCGAAACCUGUAUUGCACCUGACAAGCCUUCCUGUCCGCCUGAUUCUCAUCCCGUCGGCGACCGAUGUGUCUCGGACGAGCCACCUGCUUGCCCCAGCCCCUCUAAUGUUAUAUCAUACGACCCAAUCUUGAAAACCGUUCGUUGCUGCCCGGUCGGAAUGUCCUAUAACGGUGUCGUGUGCGUGGUCCGCCCUGGUGCCGACGGCCAAUGUCCCCCUGGCACCGUCCCGGAAGGCGAUCGCUGUACAGUCCCGCCGACGCAGCCUCCUCGCUGCCCACCUGGGACUGAUAUCGAAGGGACACACUGUGUCUCGCGCGAAAAACCUGUUUGUCCUCCGGGUCUCGACCUGAUUGCCGGCGAUUGUCAUGAAAUCGAAUCCCCGAAAUGUUCAGACCACAUGCGUCUUGUGAACGGCCAAUGCACCGCCAUCGAGAAGCCUAGUUGCCCUGACGAAGGAACUGAACUCGAGAACGGCGAAUGUGUUAGUCUUGAACCUCCGCACUGCCCGGAGCACUCCACUUGGGACGGCAGCAAUUGCAUCACGGACGACACAGUCAAAUGCCCAGAAGGCAGCGUUUGGAAUGGGGAAGAAUGUAUCACCCCGAAGCACCCCAAAUGUCCGGACAAUACGCAUUUUGAUGGGAGUCGCUGUAUGUCAGAUGUGGCCCCUCGAUGCCCGCCCGACACCAUCCCUGAUGGCGAGAAUUGCAUCUCCAGACAUACCCUCCGCUGUCCGCCUGGAAGCCAUCUGACCAACGGCCGCUGCAUCACUGGUGACACGCCCGAAUGUCCCACAGGGACAAUUGUAGCUGGUGAGCAUUGUUUGUCUACUGAGGAUCCAAUUUGCCCCCCUGGUUUCACCUGGGUUGGCGGCCGCUGCGUUUCCGACGUCGACAAAUACUGUCCUCCGGGAUACGUGGCCCGCGAUGGCGAGUGCGUCUCAACCAGCGACCCAAUCUGUCCCCCAGGCAGCACUCCUCGCGGCAACGCCUGUGUUGGCAGCGAUCCGGUGUGUCCUGAAGGCACGGAGCGCCAUGGCAACGACUGUGUAUCCGAACACCUGCCGUCCUGCCCGCCGCCAACUGUUCCUCGCGGCCGCAUCUGUGUGCUUGAUGGCGGCCCGGACUGUAAGCACGAUGAAGUCUUCAACCGCAAAGAGAACGCCUGCGUUACGGUUGAGCAGCCGCGGUGCCCGCCUGGUCAGGUCGUUCGGCGUGGACGCUGCGCUUUGGGAAGUGGCGAGGAAUGUCUGGAGUUUUUGUACUGCCCUAUUUUCUCAAUUAUUGGCGGACAGGUAGGCUACGAAUCGGCCCGCGACUGUCUCCUCGAAGCAUGGAACGACGGCGUCAACUACUUCGACACAGCGGAGGCCUACGCAUCAGGAGAAUGCGAGCGCGUCUUUGGCCAAAUCAUCAAAGACCUGAACUUUAAACGCAGCGAUCUCGUAAUCUCCACAAAGCUAUUCUGGGGCGGACCCGGCCCAAAUGACACCGGACUCUCAAAGAAACAUUUAUUCGAAGGGAUGGAAGCUUCACUGAACCGACUGAGUCUAGACUACGUGGACAUUGUGAUGGCCCAUCGUCCAGAUCCACUAACGCCCAUGGAAGAAAUCGUUCGUGCAUUCACCCAAAUCGUCAAUUCCAGACAGGCGUUAUACUGGGGAACAUCAGAGUGGAAUAGCCAUGAUAUCGAACGAGCUCAUCACAUGGCUGCGAUCCAUCACUUGAUUCCUCCAUCUUGCGACCAACCACAAUAUAAUGGGUUUUGGAGAGAACGAGUCGAGCUAGAGCUAUUACCUGUGAUUCGAAACUACAACUACGGGUUGACCGUGUGGUCGCCUCUUGACAACGGCGUCCUAACAGGGAAAUACAGCCAGGGUAUUCCGUCAGAUUCACGAUUCGCUGCCACGACCGUGACAGGUUCUGAUAAGCAGAACAUGGUUAAUUUUGGGAAAGCGUUGGAUACGCCGGAAGGGCGGUCCAAGAUGAAGCGAGUAAGUGAGCUGAAAGACGUGGCUGAUGAGUUGGGAUGCACGACUGCUCAGCUGGCUUUGGCGUGGUGUUUGACGAAUGAGCAUGUUUCGACUGUUAUCACCGGGGCGAGUCGUCCUCAGCAGGUGGCGGAGAAUAUGAAGGCUGUGGAUAUUUUCGUGAAGUUAAGGGAGAGGGGUCGAGGUCCGGGAGAGGAUUGA
Messenger RNA from Aspergillus affinis, 2907 nucleotides. RefSeq lists its product as uncharacterized. Lineage: Eukaryota; Fungi; Ascomycota; Eurotiomycetes; Eurotiales; Aspergillaceae. The coding region runs from base 1 to 2907 and encodes 968 amino acids. The record is from RefSeq and is a predicted model, not a curated record. The transcript is spliced from 2 exons.